This is a messenger RNA of Leguminivora glycinivorella, 1386 nucleotides long. It is a transcript of the gene PIG-A, whose product is annotated as phosphatidylinositol N-acetylglucosaminyltransferase subunit A. The record is from RefSeq and is a predicted model, not a curated record. Gene Ontology annotation, biological process: GPI anchor biosynthetic process. Gene Ontology annotation, molecular function: phosphatidylinositol N-acetylglucosaminyltransferase activity. Gene Ontology annotation, cellular component: glycosylphosphatidylinositol-N-acetylglucosaminyltransferase (GPI-GnT) complex. Lineage: Eukaryota; Metazoa; Arthropoda; Insecta; Lepidoptera; Tortricidae.
CAGAUUUAAAUAUUUGAAAGGAAAGUAUCAAAAAAAGUAUGCCAUUGAGAUAACGAAGCAGUAGUAUCACCAUGAAAGAAGUAAUGAGAAAAAGGAAGCGCCGAAAACGGCAUGUAAUUUGUAUGGCAUCAGACUUCUUCUUUCCUAACACUGGAGGCGUCGAGGAACACAUAUUUAAUUUGUCUCAAUGCUUAAUCAAAGAGGGUCACAAAGUCAUAGUGAUUACUCAUUCCUAUGGAGAGCGGAAAGGCGUCCGCUACAUGACUGGAGGACUCAAAGUUUACUACUUGCCUGUGAAAGUUAUGUAUGCCCAGUGCAUACUACCAACCAUGAUCUGCAAUCUUGCUCUAAUCCGAUACAUACUUAUCAGGGAGAGAAUUGAAAUAGUUCAUGGGCACUCUGCUUUUAGUGUUAUGGGUCAUGAGGUAUCAAUUAUAGGAAAAUUGUUAGGAUUGAAAACAGUAUUUACAGAUCACAGUCUGUUUGGCUUUGCUGAUACAUCUGCAGUAUUAACAAACAAGUAUUUGCAAAUGUGUUUGUGCGAGUGUGACCACUGCAUUUGUGUCUCGCACACAGGAAAGGAAAAUACAGUGCUAAGAGCCAAAGUUAAAGCCCACAAAGUAUCAGUUAUUCCUAAUGCUGUAGAUACAUAUAACUUCACUCCAGAUCAGCAAAGGGAUCCAAAUAUGAUAACCAUAGUCAUAGUGUCAAGGAUGGUGUACAGAAAAGGUGUGGAUUUGAUGGCAGCAGUGAUAGCAGAAAUGUGUCCUAGGUAUCCUAAAAUUAGAUUUAUUAUUGGAGGUGACGGGCCCAAGAUGUGGUUACUGCAAGAAGUCAGGGAAAGGAAAGGUUUUCAGGAUUGUGUCACAUUACUGGGAAGUCUGAAGCAUUCUCAAGUAAGAGAUGUACUUGUGAAAGGUGACAUUUUCUUGAACACCUCUCUGACUGAGGCAUACUGCAUGGCUAUUGUAGAAGCUGCUUCAUGUGGGCUCAAAGUGGUGUCCACUAAGGUUGGAGGCAUUCCAGAAGUAUUACCAAAUAACAUGAUCUAUCUCACUGAGCCUAAUGUUGCCAGCCUCGUGGAGGGCAUAGAACUGGCUAUGACUGAUAUAAGCAACGGUCAGGUAAUUUGCCCUUUUGACUGCAACAAAAUGGUUAGAAACAUGUACAAUUGGAUGGACAUAACUAGGAGAACAGAGAUUGUGUAUGACAAAAUAUUACAAAAUCGAAAUAAGCCAUUAGGAGAACAACUAAAGAGUUAUCUCUCUUGUGGUGUGUGGCCAUUCCUGUUGGUUAUAAGUCUCAUGUAUUUAUUACUUCAGUUAAUUGAAAGGGUACAUAAGAGAAAGCACAUGGACAUAGCUAGGGAUUUAGAAUUGUAGUUAA